CUCCCGCCCGCCCCAGCAGGAACUAGUCGCACUGCACCGAGUGUGAGGUUGGGCCUCGUCUGCUCCUGAAAGCCUCGCGAGGCUUCGGGUAGCGUUCUUUCUGAGGGCGUUCCGGGGGCCAGGCGCACUGGUCGAGGGCCAGGAUGGCGUUCGGAGCGGUUCGCUGCUUUGUAUUGGCACCCCUCCGAUCCGUGGCUCUCCGGAGGGGACCGACCUUGAAGAAAGAUGGCGGUAUCUCCGCCGGACUGGGCGGCUCAGGCCGAAGCCUGGUUCCGUCGAGGUCAGUCAUCGUUACUCGCAGCGGCGCCAUUUUGCCCAAACCGGUGAAAAUGUCCUUCGGCCUCCUCCGUGUGUUCUCCAUUGUGAUCCCCUUUCUCUAUGUUGGGACGCUCAUUAGCAAGAACUUUGCUGCUCUACUUGAGGAGCACGACAUUUUUGUCCCAGAGGACGACGAUGAUGACGACUAACAGGUCAGGGAGGAAGUACAGGAAAGAGAAGGCACUAACUGAAUUAAGAAAUGGUGAUGCUUACAGCUUCUCCUCCUUGCCUGUCAGCCAGAAGGGCCCAGGGAAAACCCUCAGCCUCCCAACUCCAGGGAAGCCGCCUACACGGUCUGUGACCACAGCCCAGAGUCCCAGGCUCUGGGAGGUUCCCUGAGAUGAGAUGUGCGGUCCACUGAGCAUAAUCAAAUGAUGAAUAAACAUGAUAAACU
Molecule: messenger RNA, 712 nt
Organism: Pteronotus mesoamericanus
Lineage: Eukaryota; Metazoa; Chordata; Mammalia; Chiroptera; Mormoopidae
Gene: SMDT1
Product: single-pass membrane protein with aspartate rich tail 1
Exons: 3
Coding region: 144-467 (107 amino acids)
Biological process (GO): mitochondrial calcium ion homeostasis; calcium import into the mitochondrion
Cellular component (GO): uniplex complex; mitochondrial inner membrane
Source: RefSeq, a predicted model, not a curated record